CGUUUUAUCUCUCUCUUCACUUCUUCCCCAGACAACCCCACCCCUCUGCUCUGCGAUUCAUUCAAUUCAACACUUGUUUUUAUUUUAAUCCCAAAUAAAUAUAAUAAUCAUAAUCCCGAAUAAUUAGUAGUAAAUAAUCACAGAAAUUUGGUUGGAAUAUCAUAAAUUGAUUCACCACCACCUUUACCCCUUUAUUUAUUCUCUCUCAAUUUGGGGUUCUCUUCUCUCUCUCAGUAGAACGGUGCAUGUGAAUUCAGGCAGCGAUGGACAAGUACGAGCUGUUGAAGGAUAUAGGAUCUGGAAACUUCGGUGUCGCCAGGCUCAUGCGCCACAAAGAAACCAAAGAGCUUGUCGCCAUGAAAUACAUUGAACGCGGUCUCAAGAUUGAUGAGAAUGUUGCUAGGGAAAUCAUCAACCAUAGAAGUCUCCGUCAUCCCAAUAUUAUUCGCUUCAAGGAGCUGGUUUUGACUCCAACCCAUCUCGCUAUAGUUAUGGAGUAUGCUGCAGGUGGAGAGCUCUUUGAACGAAUUUGUACUGCUGGAAGAUUCAGUGAAGAUGAGGCUCGCUAUUUCUUCCAGCAGCUCAUCUCAGGAGUUUGCUACUGUCAUGCAAUGCAAAUCUGCCAUCGAGACUUGAAGCUGGAGAACACCUUGUUGGAUGGCAGCCCUGCCCCUCGGCUCAAAAUUUGUGAUUUUGGUUAUUCCAAGUCAUCUCUGCUUCACUCUAGGCCUAAAUCUACUGUGGGAACUCCAGCAUACAUUGCACCAGAGGUUCUUUCACGUAGAGAAUAUGAUGGAAAGUUGGCAGAUGUAUGGUCCUGCGGAGUGACUCUUUAUGUAAUGCUGGUGGGUGCAUACCCAUUUGAGGACCCAGAGGAUCCCAGAAAUUUCAGGAAAACCAUAAAUAGAAUUAUGGCUGUUCAAUACAAGAUUCCAGACUAUGUUCACAUAACUCAAGACUGUAGACAUCUGUUGUCUCGCAUUUUUGUUGCAAAUCCUGCUAAGAGAAUCACCAUCAAGGAAAUUAAGUCUCAUCCAUGGUUUUUAAAGAACUUGCCUAGAGAGUUGACAGAAGUGGCUCAAGCUGUCUACUACAGAAAAGAAAACCCAACUUUUUCCCUUCAAAGUAUAGAAGACAUUAUGAAUAUUGUUGAGGAGGCCAAGACCCCAGCUAAAGUACCCAGGUCAAUCGGAGGGUAUGGUUGGGGAGAAGAAGAUGAUGAUGAAACAAAAGAAGAAGCAGAGGCUGAGGUGGAAGAAGAUGAGUAUGAAAAAAGCGUCAAGGAAGCACAGGCUAGCGGAGAAAUUAAUGUCAGUUAAAAAGAGGAAAUGUUUAUUAUUAGAUAGAGAAGUAGAUUCUUGGUUUCCUUUGCUCUUGGUUAAGCUCAACUAAGUUGAGACUUGAGAGUGUUUUGCUUGUAUUUAUAAAAUCCAGUUUUCUGCAUAGGACAUAAUUAUAUAUGCAUGUACAUUUUUAGUAUUGUAGAGGGUUGUUAAUUGUGACCAUAUUACAAGUAUUAUCCUGUCUUUCUGGUGCUA
Messenger RNA from Lotus japonicus, 1538 nucleotides. RefSeq names its product serine/threonine-protein kinase SRK2B-like. The record is from RefSeq and is a predicted model, not a curated record. Lineage: Eukaryota; Viridiplantae; Streptophyta; Magnoliopsida; Fabales; Fabaceae. Gene Ontology annotation, molecular function: protein serine/threonine kinase activity; ATP binding. The transcript is spliced from 9 exons. The coding region runs from base 264 to 1319 and encodes 351 amino acids. Gene Ontology annotation, biological process: intracellular signal transduction; protein phosphorylation.